This is a messenger RNA of Rangifer tarandus platyrhynchus (Svalbard reindeer), 441 nucleotides long. NCBI's taxonomy places the organism in Eukaryota, Metazoa, Chordata, Mammalia, Artiodactyla, Cervidae. The record is from the annotation of a GenBank genome assembly.
AUGGAACGGGAGGUGGGAGCAGAGGCCCCGGGCAGGUUUAGUCUUUUGGGCUUCCUGGUCCGUAUAAACCACGUGUGGCUCUCCAGACCAGAGGCGUGGACAUGCUUGUCAACACCUGUGCCAUCUCUACCUGCCCUGAGGCCUGCUUCUGAAAGCAGGGCCAGAGGAAGACACCCAAGCUACUACUUCCUUCCAGUUUUUUGGACCAACCUGGCACCUAACAGUCAUAAAAAGAGCUCCAGUGUACACACCAGGCAAAAAACAGUGCCACCCCCCACUCCCCACCCCCGGGGAACCCCCACCACCCCCAGAGCCUGUAGUGUCCUGGGGCUCCAAGGACCACCUAGAAACUGCCCUGCGAAUCUCCGGCUGGGAGCUGAGACCACAGCUCUGCCUCUCCUGGCAACAGUCCACCUGCCUCUGGGACAGACGCGCUGUUAA